AUGACAAAUCUUACCAUUGAGAGCAAUCCAAAGAACACCACAGUACUUUUGAACAGCACCUUGACACUUCUCUGUGUCACAAAUGCCAACCCUCCUGCUUUGUAUCACCUGUAUUUCAAUGAGAGUUAUAUUGGUAACAGCAGCUCUGGAAAGUUUAAUUUUACUGUUGAAGGCGAUGGAGUUUACACUUGUGUUCCAAUAAACACAGUGGGCACAGGAAACAAUGACACUCUAAAUAUUACCUCUGUUGGUGAGUUACCAUGUAUCUUUUUAUACUACUGUUGCUAAGGUGAGUCAUGGUGGUUGGUGUGACUCAUAAUUAUAAUGAAUUAUGUGAGGAAAUUAGAACAUGAUGCUUUCUUGGUGCUUAUUGUCUUUGGUUUAAACUGUUUUGUGUUGAGUCUGUCUUGAUUUUGAAAGCAUUGUUUUACAAAUCAUUGCAUGGAUGUGUUAUAAAAAUGUACUAGUUGAGCUUUUUAGAAAAAAGAAGACAAAAAAGUGUCACCGUCAGGCUUUAAUAAUUCAUGAAAGGCCACAAGUUGUAAAUUACAUUUCCCUAGGAGUUAUUUCAUGGUUUACAUGUAAGUAUUUUUAAUACAUGUGUGAUUGUAUAAAAGAUAUUGCACAAUAACAAGAAGAUAUGAAUUUGAAGUUCUUGUAUGUACAUUUUCCUGAAAGGAGUGAUAUAGAGUUCUUUCUACACCCAAAGUUUGUUUUGUCUAAUUGCUUACAGCUGUAUAAAUUAUGUAAUUUUCCUCUUUUUAUCUGGACAAAGAAAACCACAGUUCAUGUAAUUAUUUAGUGUUGCACAAUUUAAUUAAAAUACUGCAAAGCUAGGAUACCACACCACAAUUUGAAAAAGUUAAUGCCUAGUUUUAAACAAAAUCACAAAAAGUCUUGUUGCCAGAUUACUCCACAAAAACAAGAGAUAGGUUUAACUUUGUCAGACAGAACACAGGCUAAAACGUAGGGUUUUAAGUUAGGGGUUUUUCAUUCACAGACCACACAGACUUUAAUUUGGUUGUUUCACGUCGUUUGUUUUGCAGAGGAUGGCUGAGAAAUGUGCAAAGUUUUAAAAGUCAUGUGCUGAGCUAUUCUUCUACUCAUUAAAUCUUUGCAAAACACAAGCCUUUUAUGAACGCAUUGGAUGAACACUAAGUUUUAAGUAUAAAAUUGAUUUCCUCCCACAGAAAACCUAUUGGUAGAAAAAGAAGUAGUGAGCUUUGUCAAAGCAAAAAAAUAUUACAUUGCGACAUAAAUUGCAAACUGAAAUUUUAAUGCCAAUGAUGAUGGAAAUUUUGAUGUUUAUGAACUGUAGUCACCUACUUAAUGACAUCAAACUACAGAUACUAAUCAAGUUAAGAAAUCUCCACAUACCACUGCCUUUAUUCAAAACAUACACUCCAUCGACCGUUCAUUUAGAGACUUUAAACAGGUUAUGUAGCUCUGGAAGAAAAGAAACACUGACUUUGGAAACAUUAGGAAAAGCUGAACAUAACCAGCUGUAAUAAAACUGAUCAGUUUCAUAAAACCAAUGUCUGAGGAUUUCAACUUAAUUCCAUGACUACAAAAUAUUGCUGGCCUGCUACUCUAACCUUGUGUCAGAGAAUUUCAGGUUUCAGAAGCAUGUAGACAAUUGAUAGGUUGAAUAACUUAAACCUGCUUUAUUCAAGCCCUCAAUCAGAGAGUUUAUUCCUGUGAAAUUGCACUACAGUUAGUGACAUGUUUUACAGAUGACCUUCAACAGAUCAAAAUCAUUUUCAAUUUUAUUCCUAUAAAUAUGUGAAUGAACAAAUCACAGAUAUCCAUGUUAUUUGCAUUUUAUCAUUGACUUUUAUUCAGCUGUAAAACUUACCAAACAAGAUUUAGUCUUCUUACGAAAUAAACAGUUCACUAGUUCAGGAACACAUUGCUUAAAAUCACAAAACAAACAUCCUCCAGCAGAAUUAAGCAUGAUUGUAUUGUAAACCAACAAUAUAUGGAUCAGGUGAACAAGUGUAGGAUUGACACAUGAUUUGAAACAGCAUCACAGAUACAGGAUUUCCCCAAAAAAAAAAAAAAAAAAAAAAUAGUGCAGGAGAAAUUGAUACAAGGAAGAGCAGAACAUACCCAGAGGUAGAAACCCAAUUUUUGUGAUGUCUAUUUGAAAUCAUGCACCUAUUAACUAUGCGUUCAUCUAUUGCAUUUGGCUUACAGGAGGGUCUUGCUUCAGCUUGGGGAUUUGUUUUUUUAUUACAUCUAAAAUCAACACUUCUUGUAUUUUUGGAUUCUUUAACUUGACAAGAAAGAUAAACCCCAUUUAGUAAGUUUUACAGGUGUAUAAAAGUCAGCCUUUUAAAGCUAUUGCAUGAACUAUUUCAGCUUCAUAAGUAUCAGCAAUUUGAACUCAGUCUAAUAAGUAAAAGGGUAGCUGACUUCAUUAGCAUUAAAAUUUCAGUGCAUGAUUUAUGUCAAAAUACAAUUUUUGCCUUGUCUUUCCAUUGAGAGGUUUUGUGAGGGAAGAGAUCAAGUUUAUGUUUAAAACUAAGUAUUUAAUAUAUAUUUAUCCAGGUGCCAUUGAAAGCCUGCUCACAUGCUUCUUUGAAAUAGUAUGCUCAGGUUUUUUCCAUUACUCUAUGCCAUCCUUUUAUUUUGUAUUAAGUGGUUCAAUUUGUGUCUCAGUUCCUUCAUCAGUAGAAAUAUCAAACAAAACAGCCAUUGCAGUGGAGGGACACAGAUUGAAUUUUACUUGUACUGCAUCUGGCAAACCAAAGCCCAAGAUAGCAUGGACUAAAGUUGGCAGUGCUAUAGUGAUAACAGACACACCAUCAGUUUCAGUUAUUGUGGACAGACCAAGGACAGCAGACAACACGAUCCAGUAUCAAUGUACAGCCAGUAAUGGAGUGGAGACACCUGUUACAGCCACAGUCAAUGUCACUGUUUACUGUAAGUAUCAGUAUUCAUUUUUCAGACUUUUGUAUUUGGCAAUUGUAGAAUCUCUGGAGCAGGUUAAUUAGAAGAUUACUGUAAUUCUGAAGUAAAUGGGUAAUUUAUCCUAAGGAACAAAACUGCAUAAAGACAGAGUUGGUCCCUACUUAGACUCCUACAAGGGACAGAUGGUCCUUAAAACGUUUUCAGAGGUCACAGAUACAGAUCAUAUGUAGCCCUUAUAACAUUUUCAGGGAGCACAAUAAGUCCUGUUCUCAAGCUAAGGGAAUGCAUAGUUCCCUCCAACCUCACAGGCCAUUUACAGUCCUCAUUAGAUCAAUGAGCACAGAGCUGGUCAACUAGAAGUGCAAAUUCAGUGUAGGGUAUGAAUGCUCUAUCCUAAGUGAUAACUGAUGAGUGAUGGACACAGAUGGUUCCUUCUCAAGUCACAGGUUGCAGUUAUGUAUGUUACUGAAUAGAUUUUGGGUUACUGAAGUUUCCAAACUUGUCAUGAUGUUGAUAAAAAAUUCAGUCUGCAGUGUGUCGAAAAAAAGAUGAAAAAAAGGAUCUCAACAAAAUGAAACUAAUAAGAAUUUCCAAAAACAAAACAAAAUUAAAAUUACCAUGUAACAAAAAGGGUAUAAAAUGUAAUCUUAAGUAUAUACACAAAAGGCUUAGUAUGAACCUGCAGUUGAGAAGUAAAAUAUUCUGAAGCAAUCAGAAAGAGGAAGAAUACAGCCUGAAAAUUCUGUUUAAUACUAAUACCAAAUGCGUGAUUAUAUGUGUACCUUCAACUGAUUGUGGCACAAAUCAUUUUGUUUUGAGUUUACUGUUACACCAAUGAAGUUGUGGCUCAAAGCUUCUUAAAUAAUUAUAUUCUUGUAAAAUUUGGAUAUGCUUGAUUAAAGCCUUAAAAUCUUAUUCCCUGGUUGAAAUAUGUUGAACACUCCAGUAAGUACAAAGCAACUGUUUGCCACUUGUCACUGUGUUAUUUUCUUGUUAACCUGGUUGUAAUAUGAAGUUUUCCUGUUUUUGAUUUUAUAGUUGCUCCAGAGAUGACAAAUCUUACCAUUGAGAGCAAUCCAAAGAACACCACAGUACUUUUAAACAGCACCUUGACACUUCUCUGUGUCACAAAUGCCAACCCUCCUGCUUUGUAUCACCUGUAUUUCAAUGAGAGUUAUAUCGGUAACAGCAGCUCUGGAAAGUUUAACAUUACUGUUGAAGGCGAUGGAGUUUACACUUGUGUUCCAAUAAACACAGUGGGCACAGGAAACAAUGACACUCUUAUUAUUACUACUGUUGGUGAGUUACCAUGUAUCUUGUAUACUACUGUAACUAAGGUGAGUCAUGGUGGUUGGUGUGACUCAUAAUUAUAAUGAAUUAUGUGAGGAAAUUAAAACAUGAUGCUUUCUUUGCUUUGAUUUUCUCUGGUUUAAACCAUUUUGUAUUACUUAGCCCUUUGUUCUUUGUUUUAGGCAGGCACCUUGAGCUUUUUUGGCAUGGAUGUGUCAAAAAAAAGAAAACAAAAACAUACAAACAAUUGAAAGCAUCACUGUCAGGCCUUUAUAAUUCAUGGAAAGGCCACAAGUUGUUUCUUUUUCUUAGGAGUUGUUCCAUAUUUUCCGUGUAGGUAAUUUUAAUACUUGUGUGGUUGUAUAAGAGAUAUUACAUGAUAACAAGAAGAUACGAAUUUUAAGUUCUUGUACAUUUACUUGAAAGGAGUGGUACAGAGUUCUUUCUAAUCACAACAAAAUAUUGUUUCACCCUGCUACUCUAAACUUGUGUCAGAGAAUGUUGGGUUUCAGGAUCGUAUACUAGACAAUUGAUAGGUUGAAUAUUUUAAACAUGCUUUAUUCAAGCCCUCAAUCAGAGAGUUUUAUUCCUGUGAGAUUGCUCUACAUCAAGUGACAUGUUUUACAGAUGACCUUCAACAGAUCAAAAUAAUUUUCAACUUUUUUCCUAUAUAUAUGUGUGUGAACAAAUCACAAACAUUUGCAUUUUAACAUUGACUCGUUUUCAACUGUAAAACUUACCAAACAAGAUUUUGUCUUCUUGCAAAAUCAAACAGUCCACUAAUUCAGGAACACAUUGAUUAUAAUCACAAAACAAACAUCCUCCAGCAGAAUUAAGCAUGAUUGUAUUGUAAACCAACAAUGAAUGCAUGGGGUGAAAAAGUAGUUAAUAUUGACAUGUGAUUUGAAACAGGUAUCACAGAGACAGGAAUCCCCCAAAAAAAAAAAAAAAAAUACAGUGUGGGAGAAAUUAAUACAAGGAAAACCAGAACAUACCCAGAAGUAGAAACUAGAUAAGAUAAGCAAUCAAGCUACCAAGCAUUACUGGACAAUAGUGAUCUAAUGAUGCUUUAGAACAGAAGACUGCAAGGUAUUGCUAUCUUUAUGUGUAAGGUGAAACACAAACUAUGCCCCACCAUAAUGAGCAAGCUAUUUCAUACGCAUUGUUCGCCCUUAAACUUAAGGGUGGCGUAGUUUGCCAUCCCCAGAUUUAGGACCAAGAAAUAUGGUGAACGUUCGCUUACCUUAACUGGGGACCAAAGUUGUGGAAUAAGCUACCAAGCAAAAUUAGAACCCUCCCAUGAUUAUUUAGUUUAAAAAAUUGUAUCCGUAAGUUUCAUUUGAUGGUAAUGGUAGAAUGAUAUUUGUUCCAAUGACAUUCUUUGUAAUUCUUUAACUUUUUUUUUUUAUAAUAAUUUAUCCCAUUUAUUGAUAGUUAAGUGCCACUCUCGCUAGGAGCGGCCCUCUCGACUUCCCGUCGGAAAAAAGUUUUCUUUUAUUUUUUGCCCAUGAAAAGGGUUUAGGACACAUGUUUCAAAAAUAGUUUAGUUGUUCUCCUAUUCUCUUUUUUGCGUCGCCACAAGCCAAAAACGAUUUUUGGCCAAACCGCCCCUGUGGACAGCGAUCGAAAGUGUAAAUUUCAAAGAUUUUGUCCAGCGCGCAGCGACUGCAACAAUGUAGCUCACGGAAUUCUAUCUUGCUGCAAGUUACAAGGUGUUUGAGUUAGUUCACAGACAAAAUAUGGAAACUUCAGCUGAAAUAUUUUUCAUAUCAGCGUGAUCAGAGGAGACCCUUCUCCUCGACCUUAAUUUGCAUAUCAAAAAUUCACUACUUUGUAAGAAAGAAUUACCAAAAUGCAGGCGUUAAUCGGGCUGAAAAAGCAUAUCAGUGCAUAGUUUAUGCACUAAUGAGGUCACGGAUUGCCUCAAACCCGCGGGUAUAUCUCUAGCUUCUAUCCACCAACUUCUUGAAAACAACGCAAAUCCACGUGUUUGCUCAAUUGCGCUCGUGUCAAAGAUCAUUUUCAUGAUUCUUAGAAUUGAUCAAGAUCUCCCUUUGACCGUUCAAACUUCGUUCGUUUAUCUUCUACGUUGAGGAUUUUAGGUUUUCUCGGCAAUUGAAUGGAGAUUAGAUGCCGAGUUGUCCUAAAAUGUUGCGUAAACGUGAUCGGUCGUAACGCUUACGCGCUUGCGUGACUUACAAAGUAGACAAAGGUGAGGUGUCUACAAAACGAAGACCGAAGACCAAAGACCGAAGACCGAAGACCGAAGACCGAAGACCGAAGACCGAAGACCGAAGACCGAAGACCGAAGACCGAAGACCGAAGACCGAAGACCGAAGACCGAAGACCGAAGACCGAAGACCGAAGACCGAAGACCGAAGACCGAAGACCGAAGACCGAAGACCGAAGACCGAAGACCGAAGACCGAAGACCGAAGACCGAAGACCGAAGACCGAAGACCGAAGACCGAAGACCGAAGACCGAAGACCGAAGACCGAAGACCGAAGACCGAAGACCGAAGACCGAAGACCGAAGACCGAAGACCGAAGACCGAAGACCGAAGACCGAAGACCGAAGACCGAAGACCGAAAAACGAAGACCCUAAUUUUUUUGCCCGAAUAAGGCACAGACAGUUAAGAAACCAAGCCAAAGCGUUCCUCAGCGCAAACAGAUGUGAAAAUAACGGGGAUCUUCGUUUUGUAGAAAAGACCCCCUGAAUCUACAAAACGAAGACCCUUACUAAAACGCUUUGUUUGACCCCAAUUGACGCGAAAUUAAGGGGGUCUUCGUUUUGUAGAAAAGACCCCCUGAAUCUACAAAACGAAGACCCUUACUAAAACUCUUUGUUUGACCCCAAUUGACGCGAAAUCAAGGGGGUCUUCGUUUUGUAGAAAAAACCCCUGAGUCUUUACAACGAAGACCCUUGCUAAAACGCCUUGUCAGACUCCAAAUGACACGAAAUCAUUAGGGUCUUCGUUUUGUAGAAUUCGAAAUGACUGUGUGAAUAUACAAAACGAAUACCCUCGAUUGGAUAGUUCCCUUUGGCAAUGAAAGUUAGACACAAAAAGAAUAAAAUAUUGUUUUAUUUGUGGUUAUGCAAUUCUGGAAUUAUAGAAACUGUACACAGGGAAAAUGUCUUCGAUUCCUGAUAAAAUUAACAAAAUUUUAAAUACUCAUUCCCAUUUAAAAAAACAUUAACAGAAACUAAAGUAAACAACGAUGUGCUAAUUAUCAAACUACAGUGAAAUUGAAAUCUCCUGUAUCACAUUUGCAGUGAUGUAUAAGUAUGUAUAAAGUAUGUAUACAGGCAUGCGUGUUCUCCCUACUAUUGACAUAAGCUAGAAUAUACGAGGAACUAAUUCAUACUAGGAAAAAUGGCUGCGAUCCCCAUUUACAGGGUUAUUAUUCUAACAGCAAUUACAGGGAAAAAAUGGUACUCAUGUUUCCUUCGAAAUAUCUCGUCUUAGUAGCUCGCUUUCAAAGUACACAUUUUGCCAGCGGGUUGAGAGUGAUGCACCAAAGCAAAGCUUUGCGAAAUAUAGGCACAUAACCUAAUGUAUAAGGCCUAUUCAACCAAUUAUGUUAGGAUCAGUAUUAAGUCACGCAAGAAUGCACAGAACAAAACUUCCUUUACAAAAUAUGUGCAAUUUUUAUAGUGUCUUUUUAUAUUCAGUUAUAACCUGUCAGUUUUAAGAAUCCUUGUUUGAAAACGUUAAAAAUUGAGGCACAGCAUGCAGAAACCUCGGCAUCACUGCUUCUAUUUAAGAGAUUCCAGGCAAGAUAAGCACAGUUUCUAAACUCUUAUAUCUACCUUGAUUUAACAAAAAGUACCUAAAAAAAUUGAUCAUAAUACUAUACUUCUAACAUAAAGCUCUUUGCAGAGAUCAUUCCGUGCGGAAAAUCGUAUCUCAAGGAAGCGUAAAUUACUGUACUAUAUGUCUUUUCGGACCAACAAUUGUAUCAAAAGCAUAGCAAUGUAAUCGUGAACUCUAAAAUUUAAUUAAUAUUGUUUACAUAAUGAAAUAAAAGCAUGUUUGAAAAUAAACUUUAAGUGCAAGCGCGUGAGCCGAUCUGAAGCUUCCUCAAGCCAUGCACAAUCUCAAAUAAAUCAAGGAAAACCGUUUUACAUAGCCGAUAGCUUCGUUUUCGAGGAAUUCGGAAAUAAAAGCUAGCACCAUAGCUGACUCAGUGACAGGUUUCGCAUAUGGUUUAUGUCAGUGGGCGACAGGAUCGGAAACUCACGCCCACGAACCGAAGCUCCGUCAUAAAAUUGGAUAGCUCGUUCUAAGUCAGGAGCUCCGAAAUCAUGAUCCCGUCGGGCAGCACAUACCCCUAUAGGCAAUGUAUAGGAGUUCCCCCCCCCCUCUCCCGGGGUCUGACAAAGCGUUUUAGCAAGGAUCUUCGUUUUAUAGAUUUAGGGGGCUUUUUCUACAAAACGAAGACCCCAUUGAUUCCGCGUCAAUUGGCGUCUGACAAAGCGUUUUAGUGAGGGUUUUCGUUUUAUAGAUUCAGGGGGUCUUUUCUACAAAACGAAGACCCCCUUGAUUUCGCGUCAAUUGGCGUCUGACAAAGCGUUUUAGUGAGAGUCUUCGUUUUAUAGAUUCAGGGGGUCUUUUCUACAAAACGAAGACCCCCUUGAUUUCGCGUCAAUUGGGGUCUAACAAAGCGUUUUAGUGAGGGUCUUCGUUUUGUAGAUUCAGGGAGUCUUUUCUACAAAACGAAGAUCCCCGUUAUUUUCACAUCUGUUUGCGCUGAGGAACGCUUUGGCUUGGUUUUUUAACUCUCCGUGCCUCAUUCGGGCAAAAAAAUUAGGGUCUUCGGUCUUCGGUCUUCGUUUUGUAGACACCCGACAAAGGUGAUCGGAAGGCGCCUUCUCGAUAAUUUAAGUUGAAAUAUCAGGUCAUGAACUACGCACAGUGUGGAGAAGAUUAAAAUUAAAGAACAAAAUUUGGCACUCUGGUCAUAACAGACAUAUCGCGUUGCUUAAAAGGACGCAAAAACAAGUUAAAAUAGGUUACAGUGUUUAUAUUUACGAAGAAACUACUCCUAUUACAAGUCGUUCGUAAAGCCUAUGAUAAGUAAAAAUGUUUCUAUUCUGAACUAUUGGAACUCUUAGCUUAUUUUCAGAUGCAAACCAACAUUAAUGUCUACGUCUUAACAAAAGUGGAGACUAUUACAUCGAACUCAAUUUUAUUUUUCAAAUUUUAACGAUCAUUAAUUAAUAAAUUGCUGAGGGAUCCGAAAUAACACCUUAACAAUUACGAAGACGUCUAGAGUCUAGCGAUCUGCAGACAAUGCAGAGCAACUCGCAUAUUCAAGACAAAUUAAGAAAGUUUAUAAUGAUGAUGAUAGAAACCCAAUUUUCGUGUUGUCUGUUAGAAAUCAUGCAUCCAUUAACUAUGUAUUCAUUUGGUGCGUUUCUUAUUGGCCUACAGCAGAGUCUUGCUUUGGCUUGGGGCUGUUUGUUUUUUGAUUACAUCUAAAAUCAACGUUUCUUGUAUUUGUGAACUGUUUAACUUGACAAGAAAGAUAAAUCCCAUUUGGUUAGUUUUACAGGUGUAUAGAAGGCAAUGUACUUUAAAUGCUAACAACAUGGAUAUCAGCGUUUUUGCUCCUUCACAGAUUUAAAGGGAUAAAUGUACAAUGUUUAUUAUGUAAAUGAUCUUGAUCUGUGAAUAGAGGUUGUUGUAUGAACUAUUUCAGCUUGAUAAGUAUCAGCAAGUUGAACUCAUAUUAAUAAGUAAAAAGGUAGCUGACUUCAUAAGGAUUAAAAUUUCCGUGUGUGCUUGAUUUAUGCCACGUAAUAUUUUUUGCUUUGACAAAACUCAUUUUAAAUUCUCUUUCCUCUGAGAGGUUUUGUGUGGUAAGAAAUCAAGUUUAUGUUUAAAAGUAAGAGAUUAAUAUGUAUUUGUCCAGGUGCCAUUGAAAGCCUGCUCACAUGCUUCUUUGAAAUAGUAUGCUCAGGUUUUUUCCAUUACUCUCUGCCAUCCUUUUAUUUUGUAUUAAGUGGUUCAAUUUGUAUCUCAGUUCCUUCAUCAGUAGAAAUAUCAAACAAAACAGCCAUUGCAGUGGAGGGACACAGAUUGAAUUUUACUUGUACUGCAUCUGGCAAACCAAAGCCCAAGAUAGCAUGGACUAAGGUUGGCAGUGCUAUAGUGAUAACAGACACACCAUCAGUUUCAGUUAUUGUGGACAGACCAAGGACAGCAGACAACACGAUCCAGUAUCAAUGUACAGCCAGUAAUGGAGUGGAGACACCUGUUACAGCCACAGUCAAUGUCACUGUUUACUGUAAG
Pocillopora meandrina is the source of this 10499-nucleotide messenger RNA. The record is from the annotation of a GenBank genome assembly. NCBI's taxonomy places the organism in Eukaryota, Metazoa, Cnidaria, Anthozoa, Scleractinia, Pocilloporidae.